Molecule: messenger RNA, 1163 nt
Organism: Xenopus tropicalis (tropical clawed frog)
Lineage: Eukaryota; Metazoa; Chordata; Amphibia; Anura; Pipidae
Gene: or52ak1a
Product: olfactory receptor family 52 subfamily AK member 1A
Exons: 1
Coding region: 100-1029 (309 amino acids)
Biological process (GO): signal transduction; G protein-coupled receptor signaling pathway; nervous system process
Cellular component (GO): plasma membrane; membrane
Molecular function (GO): olfactory receptor activity; G protein-coupled receptor activity
Source: RefSeq, a predicted model, not a curated record
CAUUUUCUGUGGCCCAUUGCAAAGUCUGUGUAACUGGGCAGAGAAGAAAUAGAUUACAAGUAGCCUUUCCUUUCAGUGCAAAAAAUUCCCUGUAAGUUCAUGUCCAACCUCAGCGGAGCCAAUCCGAUCUCCUCUCCAUUCAUCCUGGUUGGGAUCCCAGGGAUGGAAGAGAUGCACCCUUGGAUCUCAGUACCACUGUGUUGCAUGUAUUUAGUAACCAUUUCAGCCAACGUUUCCGUUCUUUUUAUCAUAAGAGCCGACAGGAGGCUUCACCAGCCAAUGUACCUGCUCCUUUCCAUGUUAUUACUCACUGACCUUGUCCAAUCAAAUGCCGCCCUUCCCAAGAUGCUGCUGAUCUUCUGGUUCAAGCUGAGAGAGAUCACUUUUGAGGAAUGUCUAGUGCAGAUGUUCCUUAUCCAUUCCUGCACCAUAAUAGGGUCUUCUGUCCUCCUGACUAUGGCCUUCGAUCGUUAUGUGGCCAUUUGCCACCCACUGAGAUACUCCACCAUCCUGACAAAUUCCAUGAUUGCAAAAAUGGGCCUGUUUGUCAUAAUGAAGGGGACAUUAUUGCAAAUUCCUUAUCCAUUCCUUGUCAGAAGGCUGCCAUUUUGUGGGAGUCACAUCAUCCAACAGACUUACUGUGAGCACAUGGCGGUGGCCAAGCUCUCCUGUGGCGAUAUCCGAAUCAACUUUGUGUAUGGGUUAAUAGUUGUUUUGCUUGUGGCAGGAUUAGACCUAAUAUGUGUCGCUGUGUCCUACACCAUGAUUAUAAUGGCCGUGCUGAGACUCCCUAACAGAGAAGCCAGAUAUAAAGUUGGUAACACAUGUUCUGCCCAUGUUGGUCUUAUCUUAAUUGCAUAUAUCCCAGCCCUCUUCUCCUUCAUAUCUCAGAGAUUUGGGGCUUCUUCAGCCCUAUCUGUCCAAAUCCUUAUUUCCAACAUCUACCUGAUCAUUCCUCCUAUGUGUAAUCCAAUCAUAUACGGCAUAAAAACCCAAGAGAUCCGCAAGAAGGUGAAAAUGUUGAUUUAGUUCGGCAAUAAGGGUCCGUUAUAUGUCCCUCUCAGGCCAAGCUGUGAUACUAGGUUUCUGCAAAAUCCAGUGGCCAAUAUGUUUCAUGGCCAAAUAAGAAUAUAAGAAGAUAUUUUGUACUUUCCUUGAUUUUU